AGUCUGUCUUGCCAGCUUAAAAUAAUUGCAUGUCAUUUCCUAUCGUCACUCGCUUCGAAUUUGCAUGCUUUCUUACACGGGCAUGAAAAUCUUCGGUCAACAUGUUAAUACUUCGCAUCAGAUCAUUGAUUGCCUUAUCCAUAUCCUUUACACGUCUCUCCAUUGCGGCAAACGAUACUAACACGCCGAAGCCGCUUUCUUUGGCGCCCACUCAAUACUGGGAUGGUAACGACGGACCCUGGUCAACCUUCUCCUUCACUGUCGGCACACCUCCGCAGAGCCUGCGCCUCCUUCCAGCCACUGGGCGGGAAGCGACAUGGCCCAUCCUACCAGAAGGCUGCCAAGACAGCGAAGACGGCAACUUUGACGCCUGUGAAGAUGGGCGCGGCAAAUUGUUCUACAUUAACGAGUCCACAUCGUGGAAGGACGAAGGCCUCUGGGAACUCGCUCUCUGGCUCGAGAAUCAGCUAGGAGCUGGCGAGGAUGCCCGAGGUCACUUCGGCUUCGAUACGGUAGGACUGGGUUGGCCGAGCGAGGAUCUUCCUUCGCUGGAAGGUAUGGUCGUAGGGGGCAUUGCCGACAAAACAUUGGGCUAUGAGGGUGUGUUCGGUCUUGAUCCAAAACCUAGCAAUUUUUCGGAUCUCAACAACCCACAACCGUCGAUACUCCACACGCUGCGCAACCAGACAUAUAUCCCUAGCACAUCAUGGGCAUACACGGCAGGCGUGUAUAACAAUGCACCCAAGGUAUACGGCAGCCUCACGCUGGGCGGCUACGAUACCGCCCGCUUUGAGCCAAACAACCUUACUUUCCCUUUUGGACCAGACAUUUCGCGUCAACUGCUAUUGGUCGUACAGGAAGUGAGCACGAGCGUCAGCGAUAAUCCCCUCAUGUCGACACCGGACUACUGGUUUAUCGAAUCCAUCGUCUCUUCGAUGUGGUUCCCGCUCGACGUAUGCGAGGCUUUCGAAGCUGCAUUCGGCAUCACCUGGGACGAAGAGUACUCGCUUUACUUGAUCUCAAAUGAAACAAAACACUCCCAACUAAUCAAGGAAAAUGCCGAAAUUACCUUCAAGCUCAGUGCAUCUAAAACGGGUCCCUCUUUCAAUCUCCACCUGCCUUACACGAGCCUCGCCCUCAACGCCUCCGCACCCAUUUACCCCAACGCAACACGCUACUUCCCACUCAAGCGCGCCGACAAUGACACGCAAUAUACUUUGGGUCGCGCGUUUCUGCAGCACGCAUACGUCGUCGUCGACUACGACCGAGGCAACUUCUCCGUCGCGCAGGCCAGACUCCCCGAUAUCUCAGAAAAACAGACCAUCGUGCCCAUCUAUGCCCCCGUCGACGAAAAAGCCACCAACACCACCACCCCAAACACCGACAACACAGACAAAGAUAAUGGCUCAUCUGGCCUCAGCACCGGCGCCAUCGUCGGCAUCGUCAUCGGCGCCAUUGCCGCCCUCGCCAUCCUCCUCGCACUCCUCUUCCUCCUCCGCCGUCGCCGUGCCCGUGCCCGCGCCGCAGCAGCCGCCGCGUCUCAGGACUACCAAAAAGCCGAACUCGACGCCAAUCCAGCCGGGCAACCAGGUUUCCAGCCGCCACAACCGCUGCAGUCAACGCCAUCAGGCGAGCUCGACGCAGCAGCGAAUUCGAAGCACGAGAUGCCUGGGUCGAAGGAAGAUGGGGAUGUCGCGGCGAAGUGGCGGGCUGUGGAGUUGGAGUCGCAGAGGGAGGUCGCGGAGAUGGGGGCGCCGUUGGAGGAGAGGGCGGAGCUGGAUGCGUCGCCGGUGGCGCCGGUGGAGAUGCCGGCGGGUCAGGUGGGGGCUGCGGAGCUGGAUGGGAUAGGGAGACAGGGGAGGGCGGAGCUGGACGGUGAGGGGGCGAAGGAGGGUGUGGGAGAGGGAAGGGGGAAACAUGGCGAUGAAGUGGAUGGUGAAAGGCGUGGGGUAUGAAGCUAUGCUCAUCCAUCUAUUCAUAGGUAUAUACAUAUACCCAUACAAACUCAGAUCAGGCAAGUUCUCCUGGUUCUACAGGCUCGAUAGUACUCUAAUCAUACCUUCAUACUCCCACACAGCAAUAAACCAUCCACAUGGAUACCUCCACACCUAGGU
This is a messenger RNA of Aplosporella prunicola CBS 121167, 2114 nucleotides long. RefSeq lists its product as uncharacterized. Lineage: Eukaryota; Fungi; Ascomycota; Dothideomycetes; Botryosphaeriales; Aplosporellaceae. Gene Ontology annotation, biological process: proteolysis. The record is from RefSeq and is a predicted model, not a curated record. Gene Ontology annotation, molecular function: aspartic-type endopeptidase activity. The coding region runs from base 102 to 1955 and encodes 617 amino acids. The transcript is spliced from 2 exons.